UAGCAAGCCUACUUGGCUAAAUGAUGACAGGCAAAGAGACGAUGGAUUAGGCUCUCAGUACAAUUUUUCUUUCUCUCUUUUUUUAAAUUAGAAACAACAUACCCCAGACCAGGAGGCCCACAGACACACAACAUCCUCUGUAUAUAUUUAAAAGGACUUAUUUUUGAGACAGGUGUGUACAGAAAGCAUCAAUUCCAUAGUCAUGGCUGAAUUCCCUUCCAAAGUCAGCACUCAGACUAGCACUCCGGAGGCUUCUUCAUCAAGAGGAUCUUUGGGGUUUGUGAGCUUCGAUGUGGGCUUCCUCAGUUCAAUUCCGGGAAUCCUGAUGACUAUAGAAAUUGCUCUGGGACUCCUGGUGUGGGCAUUAGUUGCAGACAGUAAUCAUCCUUCAACCAGUGCAUAUGGCUGGGUCUUGUUUGUCUCCAUUACCUGCUGGCUGGUCACUCUCUUUGUGUUUGUGGUGUUUAUACUGCAUCUCCAGACAAAGAUGACUGUUAUCCCUUGGUCAUUGGUGCUGCUUAUUUAUCAUGCAGCAGCCACCCUCCUCUACAUAACAGCAUUCAUUACAUGUGCAGCAUCGGUACAAACUACAACUGAUAUGAACAGUGCCGCAUAUAACAAGAAAGCAGCAGCUUCGUUUUUUUCUUGCGUAGUGAUGAUUGCAUAUGGAGCAAGCACCUUCUUCAGUUUCUUGAUAUGGAGGGGAAGUGAGAGCAACGCAGCCACCGAUCAAGCCUGAUGUUUUAUGAGAAUGGUUAAAAUUUGUUGCAUCCACUUUUGUUUUUACAUUAUUUUUAUGUUGCAUUUUAUUCACUCUAACUUUGUAAGAAGAAGUGUGCAGCAGAGACCCAGGUUCAGUCAAUGAAAAGUGUCAAUCUCUGAACGCAUCUGGACUUGCCGUGGGAAAACCAAUGGAUGGUUUGAGCUGACUGAAUUCCAAAGCUAUCCCUGUUCAUCAGCUUUCCUCCUGGCACACCAUAGCAGCGACAUGAUGCUGCCUUACCAACCAAGACACUGUUUUGAAUUCAGAAUAAAGACAUUCAUAUUGGUUCUUAA
Molecule: messenger RNA, 1056 nt
Organism: Xenopus laevis (African clawed frog)
Lineage: Eukaryota; Metazoa; Chordata; Amphibia; Anura; Pipidae
Gene: pllp.S
Product: plasmolipin S homeolog
Exons: 4
Coding region: 203-739 (178 amino acids)
Biological process (GO): myelination
Cellular component (GO): myelin sheath; membrane; apical plasma membrane
Molecular function (GO): structural constituent of myelin sheath
Source: RefSeq, a predicted model, not a curated record